GAAAAAGCGGCGCGGCUCGUUCAAGAUGGCGGAGCUCGACCAGUUGCCUGACGAGAGUGUACAACAUACUGAUUUGAUAUAUGUGAAAGGAUUGCCUCACCUGGGUUAGUUAACACCCAUCACCACACUUGGUUACAAAUUUUUUUCUUAUGGCUCUUCAGCAAAGGCCCUUGUCAGUUUAAAAGAGGGAAGCUUAUCUAACACAUGGAAUGAAAAGUACAGCUCUUUACAAAAAACACCUGUUUGGAAAGGCAGGAAUACGGGCUCUGCUGUGGAAAUGCCUUUCAGAAAUUCAAAGCGAAGUCGACUCUUUUCUGAUGAAGAUGACAGACAAAUAAAUACAAGGUCACCCAAAAGAAACCAAAGGGUUGCGAUGGUCCCACAGAAAUUUACAGCAACAAUGUCUACACCAGAUAAGAAAGCCUCACAGAAGAUUGGUUUUCGAUUACGUAACCUACUGAAGCUUCCCAAAGCACAUAAAUGGUGCAUAUACGAAUGGUUCUACUCAAAUAUAGAUAAACCACUCUUUGAAGGUGAUAAUGACUUCUGUGUAUGUCUGAAGGAAUCUUUUCCUAAUUUAAAAACAAGAAAGCUAACAAGAGUAGAAUGGGGAAAAAUCAGGCGACUUAUGGGAAAACCACGGAGAUGUUCUUCUGCAUUUUUUGAGGAAGAGAGAUCAGCAUUAAAACAGAAACGACAGAAAAUAAGGCUCUUGCAACAAAGGAAAGUUGCAGAUGUUUCCCAGUUCAAAGAUCUCCCAGAUGAAAUUCCUUUGCCUCUGGUUAUCGGGACCAAAGUUACAGCUCGAUUACGAGGUGUUCAUGAUGGUCUCUUCACUGGACAAAUAGAUGCGGUGGAUACUUUUAAUGCUACCUAUAGAGUAACUUUUGAUAGGGCAGGGCUUGGAACCCAUACCAUCCCUGACUAUGAAGUUCUUAGUAAUGAGCCUCACGAGACGAUGCCAAUUGCUGCCUUCGGACAAAAACAGCGGCCUUCUCGAUUCUUUAUGACUCCACCACGAUUACAUUAUACUCCUCCUCUCCAAUCACCGAUCACGGAUAAUGACCCUUUACUAGGACAGUCACCUUGGAGAAGUAAAAUUUCUGGCUCUGACACUGAAACAUUAGGUGGUUUUCCGGUAGAAUUCCUUAUCCAAGUGACCAAAUUAUCAAAAAUUCUCAUGAUUAAAAAGGAACAUAUCAAAAAAUUAAGGGAAAUGAACACAGAAGCAGAAAAAUUGAAAUCCUAUUCCAUGCCCAUUGGCAUUGAAUUUCAGCGGAGAUAUGCAACGAUUGUUCUGGAGCUGGAGCAACUCAACAAAGACCUCAACAAAGUUUUGCACAAAGUUCAACAAUACUGCUAUGAGCUUGCUCCAGACCAGGGCCUGCAGCCUGCAGACCAGCCCACAGACAUGAGACGGAGGUGUGAGGAGGAAGCACAGGAGAUUGUCCGGCAUGCCAACUCCUCCACUGGACAGCCCUGUGUUGAGAACGAAAAUCUGACAGAUUUAAUCUCCAGGCUUACCGCUAUUUUAUUACAAAUUAAGUGUCUGGCAGAAGGAGGAGACCUGAAUUCCUUCGAGUUCAAAUCACUUACAGAUUCAUUAAAUGAUAUCAAGAGUACGAUAGAUGCUUCUAAUAUCAGUUGCUUUCAGAAUAAUGUGGAAAUCCAUGUUGCCCACAUUCAGAGUGGCCUGAGCCAGAUGGGAAACCUGCAUGCCUUUGCAGCCAAUGACACCAACAGGGACUGAGCCGACUUCAUGGCUCCAGCAGCAUAAGACGCUGUUCUUCCUUCACACAGGCUUCCAACACCAAAUAACCCAAGUGCUGGGAAACAGAUAAGGCAUUUAACAUACUGUACUGCUUCUUAAACCAGCGUUGCUGACCAGCAUUCUAUUUAUUUUCCUUUUAUUACUCGGCUGCAGUAGCAUUGCUUACGUUACAUGUUUAUUAGCAAGUAUUUUUAAACUGAACAUGUCUGAACGUAAUACACUUUCAUGGAAGAGUGUGCUGACCCUUUUCUGAACGUGCAUGAAUUCAGGCCGACAGGCGCAGAUAGCAGCUUCAGGGGAGAACACCCAGAAACACGGUCUUGCAUGUCUGUGGCACGAUGUGGAAGCUCUGGCCAGAUGACAGCUCAGGCUCCCUCAGCUCAUCACCCUCUGUCUUUGAAAGAGGUCACCCUCGAGAGAUGGCACGUCCACCCUUGGAGGAAGCCACUGGAAUAUAGCUGGGAAGUAUGGACUUAAGUAUAUGUGAUGGGUACUUGCGGUAUGACAUGGUUCUAGAGAUCAUUUUAUAAUAAUAAAUAUUUUAAUUUAUCAUAAUUUAUAAAAGAAACCUUUGUUGUUUGUCUUUUGAAAGAAAAUGAAGGAGCAGGAAAAAAAUGACUUGCAAAAUGCUAAAUUUCAGCAAGUGGAUUUGGCAUGACUUUCCCGUCAAUUCAGGGCAAAAAGUGCUAUUGUUAUGAGAUUUAUUUAAAAGACUGAUAACACACUAUUUUCAUAUUUUGUUUAUUUGCACAACUUUUGAACCAGAUGACUGGUUAAAAUCCAACCAUACACAAUUUAUAAAGUCAAAAGAUUUUAUAAGGAAAACAAAUAUAAUAACCAGUGCUGUGAAAUGCAGAAAAAAAAGGUUUGUAUUUGGUUGUGGGGUUUUUUUGUUGUUUUUGGUUUUUUAAAGGAAAAACCCUGCCUAAAAUGUUAAUCUUGUAAAAAGUGUGUAUUUGGAAUUUUCUUUGUUUUAAUAUAGAAUAUUAUAAAGUCAAACUAUAAUAAAAUUGUUUUCAGAUUUGGAGUUUAAGAUAUAGCUGUAGAAGUGGCUUUGAUUCUUUUAGAUGUCUCAUAAGAUGGGACUUUUUAUAUGUUAAUGUAUAAUAAAACUAAAACAAGAUUAUUUUCCAUUUGAAAUUUUUGUAUAGUUUAAAAAUGCUUCCAUAUUCUUUGUUGGUAUGGUGCCACUGCAGAACUUUAGUGCAGAGUUUAUAUUUAGCUAAAUUGUUAUGUUAAUUAAGAAAUGCAUAAAUCCUUUAUUCUUAAUAUUUGUAAUUCUAAAUAAAUUGAUCUAUGAAAAGUAA
Messenger RNA from Nyctereutes procyonoides (raccoon dog), 3078 nucleotides. RefSeq names its product lin-9 DREAM MuvB core complex component (gene LIN9). The record is from RefSeq and is a predicted model, not a curated record. Gene Ontology annotation, biological process: regulation of transcription by RNA polymerase II; regulation of cell cycle; DNA-templated transcription. Bases 278 to 1750 code for a protein of 490 amino acids. The transcript has 16 exons. Lineage: Eukaryota; Metazoa; Chordata; Mammalia; Carnivora; Canidae. Gene Ontology annotation, cellular component: nucleoplasm; transcription repressor complex. Gene Ontology annotation, molecular function: DNA binding.